CUGGGCUGCUCCAGACAUGUGGUCCACAUAUCCAUGUGUGCGCCUGGCCAGCACAUUUAUGAAUAUAUAUAUAUAGAUAUAUAUAACCUUAAAUUUUUUAUUUCAGAACCUUGCUUGACUCCAACUCCUACCAUCUCCAUCUAUCACAGCCAAUGAUGACCAGGGAUGAUGGGAGAUGGAGUCCUAACAAUAUCUGGAGGGGGUAGCACAGGUUCCUCAGUUCUGGUCCAAAGGCACUUUGCUGAAACUAAGCAGGUCCGGGGCUGGUCAGUUCUUUGAAUCAAGGCGAUUCACUUGGGAAAACCCGUGCCUUGAGUUCCAGAGGGUGGAGACACACAGGGAUGUGCAUGAGAUAGAUUAGUACGCUGCCUCUGUGCACCCUCUCUGAAAGUGCAGGUAGUUGAUUAUUUUCCCCAAUAUAUUUUUGUAGCUGAGGCAGAAACAAGCUAGCUGCAUACUGUUGGGCUUGCCCUUUCUUCACAGGAAGGGAGGGGUUGUCUUGAGAUAAUCUUGCAGGGUUCGAUGUUCCUUGGUUACCUCUAGAGGGGAAGCACAGCCUCUGAAAUUCUGGAGUUGGCCUGAGAACGGCUUCCACUGCCUCUGAGUGCAUAGCUCCCUUGCCGCAGAACUUUGCCACCAGCAGUUGUGACUGGCAGCCAAGUCAGCUUCAAGGCUAUGCUUCCCACUGGAUGGACUGUGAGACUGUGGCUUCUGUUUAUUCUCCUUACAAUGGUACAUGCAGAGAAGAUGCUGGAUACAGGUUCAUGCCAGCCUCAUCCCUCCUGCCACGAGUGCAUCCGUUCCCAUCCCAGCUGUGCCUGGUGCAAACAACUGGAUUUUGUGCAAGCAGGUGAGUCAGACAUGGAGCGCUGUGCCCCUCGGGUGGAGCUGGAGCGUCGUGGCUGCCUCCCCAGUGAGAUAAUGGAUCCGCACAGCCGGCAGCGUGUGCUGGAGGACAGGCCCCUGAGCAACAGCACCCAGCGCCAGAGCUUCACUCAGCUUGCCCCGCAAAGAAUUGCUCUUCAGCUUCGGCCUGGAGAGGAACAGAGGGUCACGGUGCGCUUCAGACGGGCUGAAGGUUACCCCGUGGACCUGUACUAUCUCAUGGACCUGUCGUACUCCAUGAAGGACGACCUGGAGAACAUCAAGCGGCUGGGGAACCAUCUGCUAGCUGCCCUACGUGACGUCACCACUUCAGUGAAGAUCGGGUUUGGCUCCUUUGUUGACAAGAUGGUGCUGCCCUAUGUGAACACAGCACCCUCCAAAUGGCAGCACCCCUGCCCUCACUUAAACGAGACCUGUCAGUCGGCGUUCAGCUACCAGCACGUGCUGACGCUCACAGACAACGCCAGCGAGUUCGAAAGCAGGGUCAGCCAGCAGCGUAUAUCUGGGAACAUGGACCCGGCUGAAGGGGGCUUUGACGCUAUCAUGCAGGCAGUCACUUGCAAGGAGCAGAUUGGCUGGCGUAACGUGACGAAGCUCUUGGUCUUCACUUCGGAUGGCACAUUCCACAUGGCAGGAGAUGGGAAGCUGGGUGGGGUCUACAUGCCCAACGAUGGCCGCUGCCACUUGGAUGCCAGAGGGCUAUAUACGAAAAGCCACCUAUACGACUACCCCUCAGUUGCGCACUUGGCCGAGGUGCUGUCUGAAUCUAACAUCCAGGCCAUAUUUGCUGUGACUGGGCCCAGGCUUUCUAUGUAUGAGGAACUGAGCAGGCUCAUUCCCAAGUCUGUGGUUGGGGAACUGAAGGAGGAUUCUAGCAAUGUGGUGCAGCUCAUCGCAGAUGCCUACAGUAGCCUCUCGUCCACCGUGAACUUGGUGCACUCUUCAGACCUUGCUCCUGGCAUCGCCAUUGCUUACGACUCGCAUUGCGGCGACUCGGAAACCUCUGGGCGCACGCAGGGUGGCGAAUGCCUAGGCGUACGUGUCAACCAGCAGGUGGAAUUCUCAGUACGGAUAAAGGCCACCACCUGCCUGCCUGGUCCCCAGAAGGUGGUCCUGCGAGUUCUAGGAGUGGGUGAGGAGGUGCAUAUAGAAGUGGCGACACUCUGCGACUGCCAGUGCGGAGAUACACAGCCCUAUGCGCCUCACUGUUCUGGCGGCCGUGGCAACCUCACCUGUGGCAUCUGCAGCUGCCAGGAGGGCCAUGCCGGCCGGCUGUGUGAGUGCAAGCCAGAGGAGCUGGUGGACGCAGAAGCCACGUGCCGGGAUGCGAACGACACGGGCCCAGUGUGCAGCGGCAAGGGCCAGUGUGUGUGCGGGAAGUGCCAGUGCAAUGCCCAGGCGAGCGGACCCCUCUGCAAGUGUGAUGAUGCUGGCUGCGAAAGGCACAACGGGCAGCUCUGUGGAGGCAACGGGCAAUGCAGAUGUGGCAACUGUGAGUGCCAUCAGAACUAUACUGGCAGUGCAUGCCAGUGCAGCCUGGAGACCAGUGGAUGCACACAGGAGGGCGUUGUAUGCAGCGGUCAUGGGCAUUGCGCCUGCAACAGAUGCCAUUGUGACGCUGGCUGGUUUGACAGUCACUGCAGCCGCUGUGCUGACUGCCAGACACCCUGUGAGGAGCACAGAAAUUGUGCGGAGUGCAGGGCCUUUGGAACUGGGCUGCUGCAGGAGACUUGUAGCACAUCCUGCAACCAGACGGUGAAUGUGGUGCCGGCCUCCGCCACCGACGAAAGAUGGUGCCAGACCAAAGCAGAAGAUGGCAGCCUCCUCAUCUACCUCAUUGAGAGGGACAACGAGGGCGCCAUCAUCCUGACUGUGAAUGGAAAAGAAGGUAACACAACCAAGAAGACAUUCAAGCUGGUACUGAGCUCAGUGCUGGGCUUGGUGUUUUUUGGGCUUUUCCUCAUAAUAGUCUACCGCAUCGUCUUGGAGAUCUAUGACCGGAGGGAGUUCAAGCGUUUUGAAAAGGAGAGGAAGCACGCCAAGUGGAAUGAGGUGAACAAUCCACUAUACCGGAGUGCCACCACCACAGUCAUCAAUCCCAAGUACAACGGUGACUGAGGAUUGGUGAAAGCCUUGAGCACUGUGCCAGCUGCUGGAUUUGGACUAGGGAGAAGCUGGGUUCGAAUCCUCACUCAAAAACACAGGGAUGUCUUCAUCUCUUAGCUUGGGUCUAUCUACCUCGCAGAAUAAUCCCAAGUAAUAAAAUUUAAACUUUUUCCCAGGGGGCGGGAGGGAAGGGAACUGGAUGCGAUUUCAUAAUAAAACUGGUUAACGAAU
Molecule: messenger RNA, 3222 nt
Organism: Podarcis muralis (Common wall lizard)
Lineage: Eukaryota; Metazoa; Chordata; Lepidosauria; Squamata; Lacertidae
Gene: ITGB7
Product: integrin subunit beta 7
Biological process (GO): cell-cell adhesion; cell adhesion mediated by integrin; integrin-mediated signaling pathway
Cellular component (GO): integrin complex; focal adhesion; cell surface
Molecular function (GO): integrin binding
Source: RefSeq, a predicted model, not a curated record